UCUUCCAAGUCCAGAUGCUAGGAAGGUCAGGCACAUUCGGGCCGAAUGGAGAAGCUUGGAGACGAGGAAGGUACGCGGGAUACAAGCAUUUUGAGGUUCAUUGCACAAGAAAAGGUAUAUAUGUCGGCGUGAGCGUCCAUCUUGUGUGAUGGCAACGACUACGUGUUCACCCUCGUUUAAGGAUACCAAAGCCGUUCUCUUCAAUUCCCCGUUUCUCUUUUUAUAUAUCUUGCCCUCAUAUUGGCAGCCACAUUCACUAUCUUCUUUUCAAUCUCUUCUUCUUUCGCUCCACGUCUGUGACUUGCGAGGAUGUUUUCGCUAUCGGGCUCGCUCGCUCUUAUUUCCCUAACAGGGUCGGCACUGGCUGCCACCGCCACGUACGCUGUUCAGAUGGACCACGACUUCUUCGCUGGGCCACAGACUGGAAUCGGCUCAUGGUUCCGUGCAGACGCAGACCAGGACGCUACGAAUGGAAACAGUUGGUGCGGAUACAAAUACUCCAACAGCGAUCCGAUCAUUGCGGUGUCUCUUAGAAGAAUGGGCGGUGCAACAUACAAUUCGGACCCCGAGAAAUGGAGACAUAUAACUAAGAAGUACUGUGGCCUCGAGGCCAAAGUCACUGAUCCUCAAACGGGGAAGUCGAAGCUAAUGUAUAUCGGGGACGGUUUUGAUGAGAAGUGGGUGAAGUCGCCAUCCUCCAUCGACAUUAUGAUUGACGCGUUUGCGGAUAUCCAUCAUCAUCCAGGGAACAACAAGAACGACGUCAUCAGAGGUGUCAAAUGGGAGUUGACCGGCAGGAUUAAUGAGCAAUGGGCGGCACCAGGCGCAGAUUGGUCCGUUAAAAAGAUGGACACUGGAAGUGACCCAUCCCCCGAUUCAGACUCUGGAGAAUACAAACCUGCUCCGAUGACCUUCAUCACAUCGAAGAAGCCCGCCAGCCCAACUCCUGCUCCAUCUCACGAGUACAGCCCUGGCUCAGACAACCAAAAAGCACCCAUGGGACACCCACCUGCUAAGCAAUCCAAUUCACCACCAGCCCCUACUCAUGUUCCCUCCGACGAAUACAACCCUGGCUCAGACGCCCCAAAAGCGCCAAUGGGACACCCGCAUGCGAAGCCAUCUAAUGCGCCACCUGUACCCACCCAUGUUCCGUCAGAAUCUACUCCUGACCAGUAUUCCGGGAAGCCUUCACCUACCCCGACUUCAGGUGCUCCUCCUACUAAUGCUGGUAAGGAUACCGAAGGAGCUCAUGACAACGGCAGUAACGAUGCGAACGAAGACACCAGCAAGGACUCGGAGACGCCUGGUGGCUCGUACAACCCUGGACGAGAAAACUCAUGGCCGUAUUGCAAGGAUAAAGCCGGGUCUAAGCAGUAGACUGGUGGGCCCAAGAAGAGAACGAAGAUCUGUCAUGAUAUUGCCCGAGGCCUGAUUCUUUGUUACGACGCUCUUUACGAAUUCUUCCGCCGUAUCUCUUGCACUGGCUGUGUUCGGGUAUAUAGGUGCGUGCCGGCCGGUACGGAUGA
This is a messenger RNA of Pseudovirgaria hyperparasitica, 1526 nucleotides long. RefSeq lists its product as uncharacterized. The record is from RefSeq and is a predicted model, not a curated record. The coding region runs from base 310 to 1377 and encodes 355 amino acids. The transcript has 3 exons. NCBI's taxonomy places the organism in Eukaryota, Fungi, Ascomycota, Dothideomycetes, Acrospermales, Acrospermaceae.